Messenger RNA from Erinaceus europaeus (western European hedgehog), 1828 nucleotides. It is a transcript of the gene NUF2, whose product is annotated as NUF2 component of NDC80 kinetochore complex. The record is from RefSeq and is a predicted model, not a curated record. Gene Ontology annotation, cellular component: kinetochore; Ndc80 complex. The transcript has 14 exons. Gene Ontology annotation, biological process: attachment of mitotic spindle microtubules to kinetochore; meiotic chromosome segregation; mitotic spindle organization. Gene Ontology annotation, molecular function: protein-containing complex binding. NCBI's taxonomy places the organism in Eukaryota, Metazoa, Chordata, Mammalia, Eulipotyphla, Erinaceidae. The coding region runs from base 154 to 1548 and encodes 464 amino acids.
CAGUUGCAGACAUAGAAUAUAUUGUCCCUCUGAGAUACCAAUGACAUUGUGAAGAAGAAAUCCCAAGCAUUCAAUCAUCAGUACCUCACUACUAUUAUAGCUUCUUAAAUUUGGAGAUGAGGAGAGACCUCUGGACUAGACAGAGACUCCAGGAUGGAAACCUUGUCUUUCCCCAGAUAUAAUGUAACUGAACUUUUGGAUCACAUUCGCAACAGAAUCUUAACAGGAGCUGAUGGUAAAAGCCUCUCCAAGAAUGACCUUUAUCCAAAUCCAAAGCCUGAAGUUUUGCACAUGAUCUUCAUGAGAGUCUUACAAAUGGUAUAUGGGGUUCGACUAGAGCACUUUUACAUGUUGCCUGUCAACUCUGAGGUGAUGUAUCCACAAAUUAUGGAAGGCUUCUUACCUGUUAGCAAUCUGUUUCUUCAUCUGGAUUCACUUAUGCCUGUUUGUCGGGUAAAUGACUUUGAGAUUGCUGAUAUUCUGUAUCCAAAAGCAAAACGGACAAGUCGGUUCUUAAGCGGCAUUAUCAACUUUAUUCACUUCCGAGAAGCCUGCCGGGAGACAUAUUUGGAGUAUUUUUGGCAAUCUAAAUCUUAUGUGGACAAAUUACAGCAGUUGGAAACUGCACAUCAAGAGGCGUUAAUGAAAUUGAAAAGACUUGAUUCUAUUCCAGCUGACAAAGAAGCAGAGUUCAAACAGCUUUUUGAUGAUGUCCAGGACCUGCAGCAGUUUUUGAAUCAGGAGUUCUACCAAAAAUCGAAAAUGCUGGAAGAGGGGAAUUCCCAAAAGAAGUCAGAUAUUUCAGAGAAAACAAAGCGUUUGAGUGAACUGAAAUUGACACUGGUUUCCUUAAAAGAACAGCAAGACAGUUUGAAAACAAAAAUUGUAGACUCUCCAGAGAAUGUCAAGAUUUGUAAAGAAAAAAUGAAAGAUACAGUACAGAAGCUUAAAAAUUCCAGGCAAGAAGUGAUGGAAAAGUAUGAAGUCUAUGGAGACUCCAUUGAGUGUCUGCCUUCAUUCCAGAAGGAGGUCCAGUUAUACCAAAAGAAAAUACAGGACCUUGCAGAUAAUCGGGAAAAAAUCAGCAGCAUCUCAAAGGAGAGCCUGAAUUUGGAGGACCAAAUUGAGAAUGCUGAGUCUGAGCUGAAGAAACUGAAAACGGAAGAAAACUCCUUCAAGAGGGUGUUGAUUGCCAAGAAGGAGAAGCUGGCUACCACCCAGUUCAGAAUCAAUAAGAAGCACGAGGAUGUCAAGCAGUAUAAGCGCACAGUCAUUGAAGACUGCAAUAAAGUUCAAGAAAAAAGAGGUGCUGUCUAUGAGCAAGUCACCACAAUCAAUCAGGAAAUUCAGAAGAUUAAAUUUGGAAUCCAACAACUAAAAGAUGCUGCUGAAAGGGAGAAACUGAAGUCUAGGGAAAUAUUUCUGAACUUGAAAACUGCUUUGGAGAAAUACCACGAAGGCAUUGAGAAGGCCACAGAGGUCGGUUGUGCUAAAAUAAUUGAGAAAACAACAGAGCUGAAGAAGAGAAUGUUCAGAAUGUCUCCCUGAUUGCUGUAAUCCCAUGUCCUUUUGCAAAUAGUGUGCUAUAUUUUAACUGUGUCUUUGGUAAGGGAGCAGUUAAAUCGAACUGCAUGGAUGCAUCAGAAACACCUAAUGUUGGUAUAACAAUUUUUUUUCAAUAGCCCAAAUAGCUUAUUUUGUAAGAUAACACAUUUAAUGUGAACUUUUCUUAACUUGUAGUUGAAACAAGACCUGUACAGCCAUUCCUGUCUCUCUCCUCUGCCUUUUUCUGUAAGCAGUGGAAUAAAACAAACAGUUGCAUCUGAAA